AUCUUCCCAGUAUGAAUCCCCAGUCACUUUGGAGUGGAGCCUCUUUCUAUAAAGGGCGAUUAGUAUCUGAGCUCAAACUUUGCUACCAAGUUAGUAACUUUCUCCAUCUGCAGACAUGUGCACUGGAAAAUGUUCCCGCUGCAUUGCUAUUACUCUGUACCCACUAGUAGUCAUAUCUAUCAUCUGUAACAUCGUGCUGUUCUUCCCUGAUGGGGACGUCAGCUAUGCCAAAGACGGACAUAUUACCGAGGAGGUGAAAUACAUGGGGGGACUCAUUGGAGGGGGCAUACUGGUGUUGCUACCAGCACUGUACAUUCAUUUAACUGGCAAAGAGGGUUGCUGUGGAAAUCGCUGUGGGAUGUUCUUAUCAAUUGCAUUUGCUGCAGUGGGUGUUGCAGGAGGCCUGUACAGUAUAAUUGUUGCAGUACUUGGCUUGCAGAAUGGGCCUCUCUGCAAAACCGUACUGGUCUGGACAACGCCUUUUAAAGAACUCACAGGUGACAACAACUACCUGCAGAACGAUAAAUUAUGGAGCUUGUGCACAGAGCCUAAGAACAUUGUGCAGUUUAACCUUGGACUGUUCGGCACUCUGCUGGCCACAAGCUGCCUGCAGGUGAUCCUCUGUGCCAUACAGAUGAUCAACGGUCUCUUCGGCUGUCUGUGUGGAACCUGCAAUAAGGAAGCUCAGAUCGCCUAAAAAAAUGUAUAAAUAAAAAACAUUUAAAAAAGAGAGUUUCUGACAGUUGAUGGGCGCCCCCUGCUGGAUGAAUGACGAUAAACUUCAUGUCUGCAUCUGCAUAAAACAUUCUCUUUGAAGUUGUACUGUUUAACAAAAUAACUUUUUAUGUAUUUAAUACUUCAUAUAUUAACAGAAAA
Molecule: messenger RNA, 876 nt
Organism: Oreochromis niloticus (Nile tilapia)
Lineage: Eukaryota; Metazoa; Chordata; Actinopteri; Cichliformes; Cichlidae
Gene: tm4sf21a
Product: transmembrane 4 L six family member 21a
Exons: 5
Coding region: 116-697 (193 amino acids)
Cellular component (GO): membrane
Source: RefSeq, a predicted model, not a curated record